This is a messenger RNA of Humulus lupulus (European hop), 4088 nucleotides long. RefSeq names its product serine/threonine-protein phosphatase BSL3. Gene Ontology annotation, biological process: brassinosteroid mediated signaling pathway. The record is from RefSeq and is a predicted model, not a curated record. The coding region runs from base 426 to 3509 and encodes 1027 amino acids. The transcript has 21 exons. Lineage: Eukaryota; Viridiplantae; Streptophyta; Magnoliopsida; Rosales; Cannabaceae. Gene Ontology annotation, molecular function: phosphoprotein phosphatase activity; protein binding.
AGAAAGCCAGCGAUCGGUAGAGAGAGAAAUUAAAGAGAUUUUUAGAGAGAGAGAGAGAAAUAGAUAGGAAGAGAUUUGGUUUUAUUUUAUUUUAUUUUAUUUUUGGCUCUCUCACUUUUGAUGUGCUUGUAAUUGUAUUGGGGUGGCCUUUGAGAUUGUCUCCUUUUUCUAUUCCUCAAGCUCAAAGCGCUACGGAGAGGAAAACCUAGAGAUUUUCUCGGGAAAGUUUUAUCAGCCUAAUUUUCUUUUCUGGAUCAUAAGACAACUGAGAAGGAUCCGGGCUAGGGUUUGAUUGUGGGGAUUUAUUGGUUUUUGUUUUUGGGUUGGAUUCUUAGAAGUCGAUCGAAAUGUUGAUUAGGAAUGUUAAUUCGGUGAAAUUCUAGCUCCGAUCUUGAUAGUAGGACUUGAAUCAAAGGGUUGAAAUAAUGGAUGUGGAUGCGUCGAUGGUGCCGGAGAACGAUCACGAUCCGGCGGUCGAGAAUCAUAGCACGACAACACCUGCUCCGCCCCCCGCCAUGGAUAGGGAGCAGCAACAGCAACAACAACAGCAGCAGCAGCAGCAGUUAGGUGAGCAGUCGCAAGCCGGAGGUGGAUCUCCUCCGCAGUCACCCACGCAACAGCCGGCGUCGCAGCAAACUCAGCCGCAGCAGCAGGGCGUCGCCCCUGGUGCUCAGGUGCAGCAGACUCCCGUGGUCGGGCCGCGCCAUGCCCCGACCUACUCGGUUGUGAAUGCAAUUAUAGAGAAGAAAGAGGACGGGCCGGGGCCGAGGUGCGGUCAUACAUUGACGGCGGUCGCAGCUGUGGGAGACGAGGGUACGCCGGGUUACAUUGGCCCCAGGUUGAUUUUAUUCGGCGGUGCCACCGCCCUUGAGGGAAAUUCCGCGGCUUCUGGGACUCCGUCUUCCGCUGGAAGUGCCGGCAUCCGACUGGCAGGUGCCACUGCUGAUGUCCACUGUUAUGAUGUGUUAACAAAUAAAUGGUCUAGGAUCACUCCUUUUGGUGAACCGCCCACACCAAGGGCAGCACAUGUAGCAACUGCUGUUGGAACUAUGGUCGUUAUUCAGGGUGGAAUUGGUCCUGCUGGUUUGUCUGCUGAAGAUCUUCAUGUUCUUGAUCUCACACAACAAAGACCGAGAUGGCAUAGAGUUGUUGUUCAAGGCCCAGGACCAGGGCCACGUUACGGUCAUGUGAUGGCUUUGGUGGGGCAGAGAUAUCUGAUGGCAAUUGGUGGAAAUGAUGGGAAACGGCCUUUAGCUGAUGUUUGGGCGCUAGACACAGCUGCAAAGCCUUACGAAUGGCGUAAGUUGGAACCAGAGGGAGAUGGUCCUCCACCGUGCAUGUAUGCAACUGCAAGUGCACGCUCUGAUGGUCUUCUUCUUCUUUGCGGGGGGAGGGAUGCUAACAGUGUGCCACUGGCAAGUGCAUAUGGGCUUGCUAAACAUAGGGAUGGCCGUUGGGAAUGGGCUAUUGCUCCGGGUGUUUCGCCAUCUCCGAGAUAUCAACAUGCAGCCGUUUUUGUUAAUGCACGAUUACAUGUCUCUGGGGGUGCACUUGGCGGUGGACGCAUGGUAGAAGACUCAUCAAGUGUUGCAGUGUUGGAUACUGCAGCAGGGGUUUGGUGUGAUACAAAAUCUGUUGUUACAAGCCCCAGAACAGGCAGAUACAGUGCUGAUGCAGCUGGUGGAGAUGCUGCAGUAGAGUUGACUAGGCGAUGCAGGCAUGCAGCUGCUGCGGUUGGUGAUUUAAUCUUCAUCUAUGGCGGUUUACGUGGUGGUGUGCUGCUUGAUGAUCUACUUGUUGCCGAAGAUCUUGCUGCUGCUGAAACUACAAGUGCAGCUUCACAUGCUGCAGCUGCAGCUGCAGCAUCAAAUUUGCAAGCAGGUCGUUUGCCUAGUAGGUAUUUUGUUGAUGAAAGAACAAGGUCAUUGCCUGAAGCAGCUCCAGAUGGUACAGUUGUGGUGGGAAAUCCAGUUGCUCCCCCUGUUAAUGGAGACAUGUAUACUGAUAUAAGCACUGAGAAUGCCUUGCUCCAGGGAACCCGGAGAACGAGUAAGGGUGUUGAAUAUUUAGUUGAAGCGGCCGCUGCCGAAGCAGAGGCAAUCAGUGCCACAUUGGCUGCUGCUAAAGCACGUCAAGUCAACGGAGAAGUUGAGCUACCUGACAGAGACCGUGGUUCAGAGGCAACCCCUAGUGGGAAGCAAAUAUCUACCUUAAUCAAACCUGAUUCUGCAGGGGCAAAUAGCAUUCCUCCAGCUGGAGUUCGGUUGCAUCACAGAGCUGUGGUUGUAGCUGCCGAGACUGGUGGAGCUCUAGGUGGCAUGGUCAGACAGCUUUCAAUUGACCAGUUUGAAAAUGAAGGCAGGAGGGUUUGCUAUGGGACUCCAGAAAGUGCGACUGCAGCGAGGAAAUUAUUAGAUAGACAGAUGUCUAUCAAUAGUGUUCCUAAAAAGGUGAUAGCACAUCUUUUGAAACCUCGUGGCUGGAAACCUCCAGUUCGCCGACAGUUUUUCUUAGAUUGCAAUGAAAUAGCAGAUCUUUGUGAUAGUGCUGAGAGGAUAUUCUCGAGUGAACCUAGUGUUUUACAGCUUAGGGCACCUAUUAAGAUAUUUGGUGACUUGCAUGGCCAAUUUGGAGAUCUUAUGCGCCUUUUUGAUGAGUAUGGCUCACCUUCCACUGCUGGGGACAUUGCAUAUAUCGAUUAUCUCUUCUUGGGAGAUUACGUUGACCGAGGGCAACACAGUUUGGAAACCAUUUCACUUCUGCUUGCUUUGAAGGUUGAGUACCCCCAAAAUGUACAUUUAAUUCGUGGGAACCAUGAAGCUGCAGAUAUCAAUGCCCUUUUCGGCUUUCGAAUUGAGUGCAUUGAGCGAAUGGGUGAGCGAGAUGGGAUUUGGGCAUGGCAUCGGAUAAAUCGCUUGUUUAAUUGGCUACCUCUAGCAGCUCUUAUUGAGAAAAAAAUUAUUUGUAUGCAUGGUGGUAUUGGUCGGUCAAUAAAUCAUGUGGAACAAAUUGAGAAUCUUCAGCGUCCAAUUACAAUGGAAGCAGGGUCAAUUGUGCUAAUGGAUUUAUUAUGGUCUGACCCUACAGAAAAUGACAGUGUGGAAGGACUGAGACCAAAUGCCAGAGGUCCUGGUUUGGUUACUUUUGGGCCUGAUCGUGUGAUGGAGUUUUGCAAUAACAAUGAUCUUCAGUUGAUUGUUCGCGCACAUGAGUGUGUCAUGGAUGGCUUUGAGCGUUUUGCCCAGGGGCAUCUGAUUACACUUUUCUCUGCCACCAAUUAUUGUGGUACGGCAAAUAAUGCGGGGGCUAUCCUAGUUCUAGGUAGGGAUCUUGUUGUGGUUCCAAAACUUAUUCAUCCCCUUCCACCAGCAAUUUCGUCUCCAGAAACCUCACCAGAACGCCAUAUUGAGGACACAUGGAUGCAGGAGUUGAAUGCUAACAGACCUCCAACACCAACGAGAGGCCGUCCCCAAGUCGCAAAUGAUCGAGGCUCUCUUGCUUGGAUAUAGUUGAUUGUUCCAACAAUUUGAUUCAACGAAUUUAUUCAGAAAGCUUAUACUUCCACCUGGGGUUUCUGGUUUCCUGUAUAGAGCAUAUGUGCCACACAUGAAUUUCUGAAAUCUUUUCCAGAAAUGGGAUGAAAGGCUUUUUGAGUUUUUGGUUUCUUGCCACUCAAUUGGUAGGCCUUUAGAUGACGAAAAGAUGCAAGUUUCGGAACCAGGUUGCUGCCGGCGGGUAGGUUAUUUUUACAUGCUAAAAAGUUGCAGUUGAUCCACUCUCACCCUUGUAAAUUGAGCCACAGGCAGGUAGAAAUCAGUCUUCGAUGCUCUUCCUCUGGAUUGCUAGUGCUGAGUAUUUCUCUCAUUAAUUUAUAUAUUUUUUUAUUCCUCGUGUUAGGCCUAUUAUUUUUUUUCUUCUUCCUUUCCUUGCUUCUCUUUCUAAGAUGACAUACUUGUGGUGAGAUAUAUAAAUGUUAGAAUCCUUGUGAGCGUCCUUCUUGUAUCAUAGAGGUGUUGCUUUGUGUAUUUACAUCUCUGCUUUUGUACAAUGUAACAUUUGUGUGAAGAUAAGCCACCUUUUUUUGUCCA